Molecule: messenger RNA, 1711 nt
Organism: Magnolia sinica
Lineage: Eukaryota; Viridiplantae; Streptophyta; Magnoliopsida; Magnoliales; Magnoliaceae
Exons: 11
Coding region: 200-1345 (381 amino acids)
Biological process (GO): transcription initiation at RNA polymerase II promoter; transcription by RNA polymerase II
Cellular component (GO): transcription factor TFIIA complex
Source: RefSeq, a predicted model, not a curated record
UUCUCGUCCGCGCGCUCUCUCUCUCUCAAACCCUAGCUCUUCUUCUCUCAUCAAAAUCCUCCGCCCUCUAAAACCCCAUGCUUCUGCCCUCCUAUCCCUUUGAAUUUACCGCUCUGCCACUUCUCUCCCAUCCAAAACACCUCCCCUUCUUCCUCCUUCGACAAAACCCUAAGCCCGGACGCAUCCUGACCGUCCACUGAUGGCAACCCCGAGCGUGUCUUCCGUCUACAUCCACGUCGUCGAGGACGUCAUCAGCAAGGUUCGCGAUGAGUUCCUCAGCGUCGGCGUGGGGGACAACGUCCUCAGCGAGUUGCAAGGGCUCUGGGAACUGAAAAUGAUGCAAUGUGGGGUGAUAAGCGGUCCAAUAGAUAGGUCGUCCCUGCCUAAGACUGCCACUGCGGGGCCCGCUGCGCCCGUUCAUGAUCUGAAUGUGCCGUAUGAAGGGACGGAGGAGUACGAAACUCCCACAGCUGAGAUGCUCUUUCCACCGACGCCUUUACAGACUCCCAUUCAGACUCCCUUGCCAGGAAUUGAGAAUUCCCUAUAUCAGCUUCCCAUGGGAUCUAAUGAUUUCACUCCUGUAAAUGAUACUAGUAGGGGUGGUGCAGAUGUUAAAGGUGGAAGGCCAAGCCCAUAUAUGCAACCACCUUCGCCUUGGAUGAAUCAAAGACCUCUUGGUGUUGAUGUUAAUGUAGCUUAUGUGGAGGGACGAGAGGAGGUGGACAGAGGAAGUUCUCAUCAACCCAUGACACAGGAUUUUUUCAUGAUGUCUUCUGGUAAGCGGAAACGAGAUGAUUAUGCUUCACGUUUUCCACCAGGUGGGUACAUACCACAGCAAGAUGGAGCUGGAGAUGCUAUAUUGGAGGUUUUCGAACUAGAGGUCAGUACAGCAAAAAGUUCAUCAAAUAGAUAUGGCGGAGUAACUGCAAAUGGUGACAUGCAAUCAGCGCAAGAAGCAAGGACUGCUCAGAGGAUUCCACAACAGGAUGGGGUUCAUGAUGGUUACGAUGAUUUUUUCAAUUUUCCAGGUGUUGCCAAUGAAGAGUUCAAUACCCCGGUCGACCAUGAUCUAAAUGCCGGUCACACUGUUGGCACACCAAAACCAGCUAAGAAUGAGGGUGCUGAUGAUGAUGAGCCACCACUGAAUGAAGAUGACGACGACGAUGAUUUGGAUGAUCUGGAACAAGGAGAGGAAGAGCCCAGCACCCACCAUUUGGUUCUGGCCCAGUUUGAUAAGGUCACACGGACCAAAAACAGAUGGAAGUGUGCACUUAAGGAUGGAAUAAUGCACAUCAACAGUAAGGAUAUUCUUUUCAAUAAGGCAAAUGGGGAGUUCGACUUUUAGCCUUUGACGGGUUCUGCCUCAGAAGAACUAAUCCCAGCCGAUGGGUUCCUGGAAGGAUUUGUUUCCUGAGGAUGUUGUCUGGUGAGAGUGGAAUUGGGAAUGGCCUAAGAGAGAUCUGUAUAGAGAAAAGCCCUUGUUGCCAACUGCUCCACUCCAUUUCGUUUCUGCAGAGAUUGUUUGUGUUUUUGUUCGUUUUGUAAAUUUUACUUUUGUGGUGAUAAUUACAGUAUGAUAUUUACUAAUGUCUGCUUUCAUAUUUCCCUCGGAAGAACCCCUUUGUACAUGUACAACUUUGAACGGGGAAACUGCAGCACCCUGACUCAAGAAGCCUUAUUUGAGCUUUUUAUAUGGGAUGCAUUUAAAUCA